Molecule: messenger RNA, 1841 nt
Organism: Lepus europaeus (European hare)
Lineage: Eukaryota; Metazoa; Chordata; Mammalia; Lagomorpha; Leporidae
Gene: FOSL1
Product: FOS like 1, AP-1 transcription factor subunit
Exons: 4
Coding region: 91-951 (286 amino acids)
Biological process (GO): regulation of transcription by RNA polymerase II
Cellular component (GO): nucleus
Molecular function (GO): RNA polymerase II cis-regulatory region sequence-specific DNA binding; DNA-binding transcription factor activity, RNA polymerase II-specific
Source: RefSeq, a predicted model, not a curated record
AUUCAUAAAACCAAGAGACUCCGCGAGGUGCGCGUGAGUCAGAACGCAAGCCGCCGACGCGGACCCCGCGGAGCAGCCGCCAGCCAGGGCAUGUACCGAGACUUCGGGGAAGCCGGACCGAGCUCCGGGGCCGGCGGCGCGUACGGAGGCCCCGCGCAGCCCCCCGCCGCGGCGCAGGCGGCGGCCCCGCAGAAGUUCCACCUUGUGCCCGGCAUCCACGCUGUGAGUGGCAGCCAGGAGGUGCAGUGGAUGGUGCAGCCUCACUUCCUGGGGCCAGGCAGUUACGCCAGGCCUCUCGCCUACCCCCAGUACAGCCCCCAACAGCCCAGGCCAGGAGUCAUCCAGGCUCUGGGGCCGCCUCCAGGAGCACGUCGCCGGCCCAGCGAGCAGAUCAGCCCAGAGGAAGAGGAGCGACGCCGAGUGAGGCGGGAGCGGAACAAGCUGGCCGCGGCCAAGUGCAGGAACAGGAGGAAGGAACUGACCGACUUCCUGCAGGCGGAGACGGACAAGCUGGAGGACGAGAAGUCCGCGCUGCAGCGGGAGAUCGAGGAGCUGCAGAAGCAGAAAGAGCGCCUGGAGCUGGUGCUGGAAGCCCACCGCCCCAUCUGCAGAAUCCCAGCAGCACAGGACAGCGGCGGCCCAGGCAGCCCAGGCGGCCCACAAGCCCAGGACAGUGGCGACCCAGGCGGCCCAGGCGGCUCCAGCAGCCCGCCCGCCCCCUGCCGCCCUGUCCCUCGCAUCUCCCUCUCCCCGGGGCCCCUGCUCGAGCCCGAGGCACUGCACACCCCCACGCUCAUGACCACGCCCUCCCUCACUCCCUUCACCCCCAGCCUGGUCUUCACCUACCCCAGCACCCCUGAGCCCUGCUCCUCCGCCCAUCGCAAGAGCAGCAGCAGCAGUGGGGAUCCGUCCUCGGACCCCCUGGGCUCCCCAACCCUCCUGGCCUUGUGAGGCAGCCCAGCCCCCCUCCUGCAAGGCGCCACCCCAGCCGGCAUCUCCUGCCCCGCCAGCCCCCGCCCCGUUCCUGGGUCCAGCUGGCCUGGACCGCCCCCGCCCUUCUCCAUCCCUCCAGGUGAAACCGAGCACAAUUUGCACUAAAUCAGAGACCAAACAUCCCCCAUCUGUGUCAGAAAAACCCAGAGAGACUUUGUAUGGCCCCUAGGGGCCCUGUGGAGCCCUCACCCACCACCCACCACCCACGCUGUCCAGGGAACCUGUCUCCCAGCCUAGAACACUAACUCACCAGCCCCACUGCCAGCAGCGCACGGCCACGGGCCGACCCCUCCGACCCCGCACAGCCCACGAGGUGUGUGCCACCGGCGAGCUCACCUGUGGCCCCCAGCUCUGAGAAGCCUUUAGCCCCCAGGGGAUCCAGGCCUCCAGAGGGAGGGGCAGCUGCUAUUUAUUUUCAAGAAGAGUAUUUUUAUACAAACCUGCCAACAUGGAAUAAAAGGCUUGAAGCUCUGGCCCGGGGGGUGUGUCCUUGGGCCCAGAGUCACCAGCCCUGGUCUCUGCCCCACAGACUGGCCCGGUGACCUUGGACAAAUGGAUACUUCUGGAUCCCCACUGUCUUAUCUGACGCCGGCGCCUCCGCUCGCCUCAUUACUAGGACGGAGAGAACAGGGUGCUCCGGGGUGAAGGUGGGGGGGUUAUCGGUCCUUCUCCCCGUGGGAGCCAACAGAGCUGGCGCAUGUGCCACGGGGGAGGCACUCUUCCGCCCCCUGCUUCCACCCUCAAGACGCGGCCAAGUGGGUUCCAGGCCCCCAACACCUGCUUCCUGCCCCAUUGUCUUGCACAGGAAGGGAGCGGGAGCCACUUCAGGGGCCGGAUCCGUCCGGCAC